AUGUCCCCAAUAGAAAAGCACAACCCCACCGGCCGCUCCCCCCCCAUCCUGAAGGAGAUGAUCCAGAUGGCCGCAGAGAUCGCAGACGGGAUGGCUUACCUCAACGCCAAGAAGUUUGUCCACAGAGACCUGGCAGCCAGGAACUGCAUGGUGGGCGAGGACUUCACCGUCAAGAUCGGAGGUACGGAGAGACCCCCUGAUCUGUCUGUUGGUCUGACUGUAAUCACAACUACCACAAAAAAGACUGGCCCUAUUCCCAUCAAACUUAGUGGAAGGGUGUAGCGUGGACCACAAGGAAGAACUAAAUAUAUUU
Molecule: messenger RNA, 313 nt
Organism: Notothenia coriiceps (black rockcod)
Lineage: Eukaryota; Metazoa; Chordata; Actinopteri; Perciformes; Nototheniidae
Product: insulin receptor-like
Exons: 2
Coding region: 1-282 (93 amino acids)
Biological process (GO): positive regulation of MAPK cascade; positive regulation of phosphatidylinositol 3-kinase/protein kinase B signal transduction; cell surface receptor protein tyrosine kinase signaling pathway
Cellular component (GO): insulin receptor complex; plasma membrane; axon
Molecular function (GO): insulin receptor activity; insulin receptor substrate binding; ATP binding
Source: RefSeq, a predicted model, not a curated record